Molecule: messenger RNA, 864 nt
Organism: Monoraphidium neglectum
Lineage: Eukaryota; Viridiplantae; Chlorophyta; Chlorophyceae; Sphaeropleales; Selenastraceae
Exons: 2
Coding region: 1-864 (287 amino acids)
Source: RefSeq, a predicted model, not a curated record
AUGGCCGGCCACAGCACCAUCCGCAGCCGUCCUGCGCUGCCGGCCCUGCCCCUCCUCGCCGCCGCCCUCCUCUUCACGGCGCUCGCCGCCCCUGCCGCCGCCCAGCAGAGCCUCACCCUGGGCGCCUGCCGUGGCUGCUCGCGCCGCUGCAACACCCAGAUUGACAUCGCCCAGACCGCCUAUACCAGCGCCCAGGACAUCAUCAAAACGCUGCAGACGCAGCUCAAGGCCGCCACCGCCGACGUUACGACCCUGCGCAGCCAAGCCGCCCAGUCGGCAGCCACCAUCAAGAUGCUCUCCGAGCAGCUCCAGGCGGCCACGCAGCCGCCGCCCGCCCCGACGCCCACACAGUCAACCGGGGACAACUGCACGGCGGCGCUGGCCGAUGCGCAGGCCGCCUCGGCCGCGCUGGCCGGCCAGCUGGCGGCCGCCACCAACGCCAGCACCGCCUGCGCCGCUGACCUGGCGAGCGCCCGCGCCACCAUCGCUGCCCUCAAUGCCACCAUCAACGCCACGCCGCCACCGCCACCGGUAGACAGCACCUGCCCGGCGCAGCUGUCGGCGGCGAACGCCAGCCUUGCGACAUGCUAUUCCGCCCUGGCUGCGGCGAACGCAAACAUCACCCAGCUUCAAGAGCAGCUGCGAGGCAUCCAGCUGAGCAACGCCGUCAGCGCAAACACCUGCGCCGGGGAGCUCUCCUCGUGCCAGUCUGGCCUGACCUCGUGCAACGCCCAGAAGACCCAGCUCCAGGCGCAGCUGCAGGCGGUGGGCAUGUCCUACGCCGGCCAGCUCAACAACUGCCAGUCCUCGCUGUACGGCUGCAACAACGCCCUAACCUCGUGUCAGCAGGCCGCGGGCCGCUGA